Molecule: messenger RNA, 3054 nt
Organism: Drosophila subpulchrella
Lineage: Eukaryota; Metazoa; Arthropoda; Insecta; Diptera; Drosophilidae
Gene: Etl1
Product: SWI/SNF-related matrix-associated actin-dependent regulator of chromatin subfamily A containing DEAD/H box 1 homolog
Exons: 8
Coding region: 121-2655 (844 amino acids)
Cellular component (GO): nucleus
Molecular function (GO): chromatin binding; ATP binding; ATP-dependent chromatin remodeler activity
Source: RefSeq, a predicted model, not a curated record
GUCGCUCUAGCAUGCACCAAUUCACAAAUACCACCUCACGAUCGUAGGACUUGCAAACAAUAUAAAAUCCGCGAAUAAAGGACUGACAGAUUGCCAGGAAGCGUUUCGCCUUGUCCCACGAUGUCGGACAGCCCAGUGCCCGGCUCCGCAUCCGCGUCCGCCUCCUCGUCGAGCCUCAGUGUCCUGCGGCAGUUUCGCAUCAACAAGAAUGCCUCCGCUGCCGCCGCGAGUCCUGCGAAAACUGAGCGCGUGCCCGGCAAGAAGCGCAUCCAGGUGAUGGCCGACAGUGACAGCGAUGGCAACGAACCCCAGAUGCCGAAGAAAACCAAACUGGAGCUGACCGUGAAGGAGAAGGAGGAGCGCUACAUGGCGGCCGCCCAUAUCUCGCCCCAGUUCGACACAAUGGCCAUCCAAGAGUCACUCUCCCGCACCAAUUGGGAUGUGGCCGCCUCUGUGCGCUACCUAAGGGAGCACUGCAAGCCCAAGGGCCAGAAUGGACCGCAGGCCAAGCCCAAGCUGAAGCCCACCUCGAACGGGACCAGUGGAACUUCACAAGGCAACUUCUCGGAUAACGACCACUCAGACGACGACGAUGUCAAGCAGUCCAAGGAUCAGGUGUACGACAGCGAUGACAGCGACACCGAGAUGUCCACCAAGAUGACGGGGCAGCGCAAAAAGGUGUUCCAGUUCAUGAACGAGGCUACGCUUAUCGAGCUGCAGUCGGUUAAGACGCUGUCCGAGAAGAAAGCCUUAGCCAUCAUUGAAGUGCGACCUUUUAGUGAUUGGGCAGGACUACGCAAAAAACUGGAGAGCAUUAGGAUGUCGGGUGAUCUUCUUAACUACGCCCAGGAGCUGAUCAACAAACAGAACACGGUGGCCACCAUUCUAAGCAAGUGCAACAACAUGGUGUCCCGCCUGGAGAAGGCGAUUUCCAAUGGCGCCGGCAUUGUGGAGCAGCCAAAGCUUCUUAGCACUGGCCUACAGUUGGCUGACUAUCAGAUCAUUGGCCUUAACUGGCUCACAGUGAUGCACAAACAGGAAAUGAAUGGCAUUUUAGCGGACGAAAUGGGUCUGGGCAAGACAAUUCAGGUGAUUGCAUUUCUGGCUUACCUAAAGGAGAAUGGUCUCAGCCAAGCGGCCCAUUUGAUUGUGGUUCCCUCGUCCACGCUGGAUAAUUGGGAGGCGGAGAUCAGCAGAUGGUGCCCCAAACUGGUGGUGGAGAAGUAUCAUGGCUCGCAGGACGAGCGGCGGAGAAUGCGAGGGCGCUAUGCCAAGGAUGGCUUCACUGGCUUCGAUGUUCUUCUGACCACCUAUCACAUUGUUGGAUCCACGCCGGAGGAGAGAAAAAUGUUCCGGGUUUGCAAGUUGGACUAUGUCAUCUUCGAUGAAGCUCACAUGCUAAAGAACAUGACCACGCAACGUUAUGCCAACCUUAUAACCAUCAAUGCUAGGAUGCGCAUCCUGCUCACCGGUACUCCGCUGCAGAACAAUCUGCUGGAGUUGAUCUCUCUGCUCUGCUUCGUGAUGCCCAAGUUCUUUGCCAAGAGCAUCGAUGAUAUCAAAUCGUUGUUUGUUAAGAAGGGAAAAUCCGAUGGCGAUCAAGAGGAGGUGUCACAGUUCCAGGAAACACAGAUCCAGAGAGCCAAGCGCAUCAUGAAGCCGUUUGUUCUCAGACGCCUUAAAAAAGAUGUCCUCAAGAACCUGCCCAAGAAGCUAAGCCUGGUGGAAAAAGUACCCAUGAGCACCCAACAAAAGCACUACUAUCACGAACUGGUCGAGUAUUAUUCCAACAACAAGGGCGAGGUGUGCAGCAGCAGUGAAAGGGCCGGCAUAGCGAUCAUGAUGGAGAUGCGUCGCAUUGCCAACCAUCCGCUGCUGAUGCGUCAUUACUUCACCGAUGCGAACCUGCGUGGAUUCUCUAAGCGCCUGGCAAACGCCAGUUCCUACAAAAAGACCAACGAGCAGUACAUCUUCGAGGAGCUGGCCGUCAUGUCGGACUUUCAGGUCUAUCAGAUGUGCAACAAGCAUGAAUUUUACGACGUCAAAAUACCCGAUGAGUUGAUCUGCGAUUCCGGGAAAUUCCGGUACCUGGACACGUUGCUGCCGAAGUUGAAGGAGGAGGGGCACCGUGUGCUGCUGUUCAGCCAGUUUACUAUGAUGCUGGACAUUGUGGAAGAGUAUCUGCGGAUACGAAAGUUCGGUUUCUGCCGCCUGGAUGGAGCGACAGCCGUUAAUGUGCGCCAGGAUUUGAUCACCGACUUCAAUGACGACAACAGCAUUUUCGUCUUUUUGCUCUCCACCAAAGCCGGUGGCGUGGGCAUCAACCUGACGGCCGCCGACACAUGCAUCAUUCACGAUAUCGACUUCAAUCCGUACAAUGAUAAGCAGGCCGAGGAUCGGUGUCAUCGCAUGGGUCAGCAGCGACCAGUGACCAUUUACCGUCUCAUUUCCGAGAGCACCAUCGAGGAGGGCAUCCUCAUGGCCGCCGAAGAGAAGCUAAAGCUGGAGAAGGACAUCACGUCCAACGAGAAGGGCGAGGUGCACGAACAGCGCUGUGUGGUCAAGCUGCUGACCACGGCCCUUGGCUUGGACAAGGAUCAGGAGGAGCAGCUGAAUAACUCGCUUAACAGCUCUAUAGUCUCGCCCACCAAGUAGGCUUCCACCACGUUGUCGUCGUUCUCUUCCUUGUCCCAUCAUCCGUAUUUAUUCUGCGCCAGCAUCGGAUCAACCUUGGCCUAACGCUAUUAAAUUUUGUUAAAAUCUUCUGAGUAAUUUUACCGAUCAAUAUUGUAUUUAUAUAUUCUACGUAAACUUGUGUGCAAGGAAGUUAAGAUCUGGCGAAAGGUUAGCCCGUAAUUGAGUUAGUAAUUUGUCACCCAUAAGACGAAAGCUGUUUUUCACUAUUAACAACAACAUUUCCACGAUGAACCAAGGCGGACAAGUUUAGUUUCUUGUUUUUUUUGAUUUGUCAUCUUGCAUAGUUUUCCUUUCUGUAAGCGUUUAUGUAUCGAAUUGAAACUAUUGUUAUAAGGAUAAAGAACAUUUGUGUACGAA